GAAGGGGCUUGAGUGCCGCCGCCUUGGGUCACCUUCCCACGGCCUGGCCCCUGGGCGCGGGCGCUUUCCCAGACACCGGCCGGCGGGUCCCGGCGCCCAACCCUGGGGGGCCUGGUGCUGCGGCCAGGGGACGCGGCUGAGGCUGCCGCGACCUCCCAGGCCGGUCCCGGGGGCGGUGCCUUGAGGGCUGGCUCUCCGGGCCCCUCCCCUCUCCGCGGGCCCAGUAGUCGCCCUUUGGCCAGGCAAGCUAAUCAUCGCGGCCCAAUGACGACGAGGCCCGACUCUUCCCGCCCAGGACCCAGAGAGACAACCGAGGGGGAGCCCGAGGCGGCUUCAUUGCUGUCGCCUCCACCGCCGCUGCAGCAACAGCUCCCGGGUUGCACAGAGACACCUGCUCACCUCUGCUGUCCCCAACUCCCGGCCCUCCGGGACGGCACCUAACAACAACCGGCGCCCGCUUCUGGACUUGGCUGGCGAGUACUUUGUAUCAGAAGAAGGCUUGGGACCCGGGACCAUCGAGGUCGUGGGGAUCCAGGGAACAUGGGAACCGGAGUCCCAUCCUCGGAGCAAACCAGCUGUGCCAAAGGGGAUCCACAGGUUUAUUGCGCUGAAGGUGCUGGAGGCACUGAGGCUGUGCAGGUUACUGAUUGCGAGAGCCCUGAGGAUGAUCGACCCCAAAAUGAGCCGAGCUACCACAAUCCAGAGGACUCUGGGCAGCUGAUGGCUUCCUACGAGGGUCAAGUUAAGGGCUACCAGGUCCCUCCCUUUGGCUGGCGCAUCUGCCUGGCUCACGAGUUUGCAGAGAAGAGGAAACCCUUUAAUGCCAAUGACAUCUCUCUAAGCAACCUGGUAAAGCAUCUGGGCAUGGGCUUGAGGUACUUGCAGUGGUGGUACCGGAAGACCCAGGUGGAGAAGAAGAAACCCUUCAUCGAUCUCAUCAACUCUGUGCCCCUGAGACAGAUCUAUGGUUGUCCCUUGGGUGGCAUCGGAGGAGGCACCAUCACCCGAGGCUGGAGAGGCCAGUUCUGUCGUUGGCAGCUUAAUCCUGGCAUGUACCAACACCGGACAGUCAUCGCUGACCAAUUCACAGUAUGCUUGCGUCGGGAAGGGCAGACUGUGUAUCAGCAAGUCCUAUCUGUGGAGCGCCCAAGCGUCCUGCGCAGCUGGAACUGGGGCCUGUGUGGAUACUUUGCAUUCUACCACGCCCUCUAUCCCCGAGCCUGGACUGUCUAUCAGCUUCCUGGCCAGAAUGUCACCCUCACCUGCCGCCAGAUCACACCCAUCUUGCCCCAUGACUACCAGGACAGCAGUCUGCCUGUAGGAGUCUUUGUGUGGGAUGUGGAAAAUGAAGGGGACGAAGCCCUGGAUGUGUCCAUCAUGUUCUCCAUGCGGAAUGGACUGGGAGGUGGAGAUGAUGUCCCAGGGGGUUUGUGGAAUGAGCCCUUCUGUCUGGAGCAUGAUGGGGAGACAGUCCAGGGGCUGCUGCUGCAUCAUCCGACCCUUCCAAAUCCCUACACGAUGGCUGUGGCUGCACGGCUCACGGCAGAUACGACAGUUACCCACUUCACAGCCUUUGACCCCGACAGCGCUGGGCAGCAGGUGUGGCAGGAUCUACUUCAGGAUGGACAGCUGGACUCCCCCGCUGGCCAAAGCGCCCCCUCGCAGAAAGGGGUAGGCAUCGCUGGGGCUGUGUGUGUUACAAGCAAGCUGCCACCUCGAGGACAGUGCCGCCUGGAAUUCUCACUGGCUUGGGACAUGCCCAGAAUCAUGUUUGGAGCUAAAGGCCAGGUCUACUGCAGGCGGUACACGAGGUUCUUCGGCUCAGAAGGUGAUGCAGCACCCGCCCUUAGCCACUAUGCACUGUGUCGAUAUGCAGACUGGGAAGAGAGAAUCUCAGCUUGGCAGAGCCCAGUAUUGGACGACAGAUCCUUGCCUGCCUGGUAUAAAUCUGCACUGUUCAAUGAACUAUACUUCCUGGCUGAUGGAGGCACAAUAUGGCUGGAAGUUCCUGAGAACUCCCUACUGGAAGAGUUGGGGGGGAACAUGUGUCAGCUCCGCCCCAUCCUACAGGAGUACGGUCGCUUUGGCUACCUUGAAGGCCAGGAAUAUCGCAUGUACAACACAUAUGAUGUCCACUUCUACGCUUCCUUCGCCCUCAUCAUGCUUUGGCCCAAACUCGAGCUCAGCCUCCAGUAUGACAUGGCUCUGGCCACACUCAAGGAGGACCUGACAUGGCGACAGUACCUGAUGAGUGGGGUAAUGGCACCUGUGAAAAGGAGGAACGUCAUCCCCCAUGAUGUUGGAGACCCGGAUGACGAGCCAUGGCAUCGCGUCAAUGCAUAUGUGAUCCAUGACACUGCGGACUGGAAGGACCUGAAUCUAAAAUUUGUGCUGCAAGUUUAUCGGGACUAUUACCUGACGGGUGACCAGGGCUUCCUGAGGGACAUGUGGCCCGUGUGUCUGGCCGUGAUGGAGUCUGAAAUGAAGUUUGACAAGGACCAAGAUGGACUCAUUGAAAAUGGAGGCUAUGCAGACCAGACCUAUGAUGCAUGGGUCACCACAGGCCCCAGCGCUUACUGUGGAGGACUGUGGCUGGCAGCUGUGGCUGUGAUGGUCCAGAUGUCUGCUCUGUGUGGGACACGGGACGUCCAGGAUAAGUUUUCUUCCAUCCUUAGCCGGGGCCAAGAAGCCUAUGAGAGACUGCUGUGGAAUGGCCACUAUUACAACUAUGAUUGCAGCUCUCAGCCUCAGUCCUGUAGCAUCAUGUCUGACCAGUGUGCUGGCCAGUGGUUCCUGAGGGCCAGUGGCCUAGGAGAAGGAGACACUGAGGUAUUUCCUACCCCACAUGUGGUCCGUGCUCUCCAAACUAUCUUUGAGUUCAAUGUCCAGGCCUUUGCAGGAGGGGCCAUGGGGGCUGUGAAUGGGAUGCGGCCCCAUGGUGUCCCUGACAGAUCCAGUGUCCAGUCUGAUGAAGUCUGGGUAGGCGUGGUCUAUGGGCUGGCAGCUACCAUGAUCCAGGAGGGCCUGACUUGGGAGGGCUUCCGGACAGCUGAAGGCUGCUACCGUACUGUGUGGGAGCGCCUGGGCCUGGCCUUCCAGACCCCGGAGGCAUACUGCCAGCAGCGGGUGUUCCGCUCUCUGGCCUACAUGCGGCCAUUGAGCAUCUGGGCCAUGCAGCUGGCCCUGCAGCAGCAGCAGCAUAAAAAGGCCUCCAGGCCAAUAGCCGAACAGGGCACAGGACUAAACACAGGGCCUACACUUGGACCAAAGGAAGCCAUGGCAACCCCAAGCCCAGAGUGAGCCCUCUGAACUGUGGGAGGGAGGUACUAACAGCCCAGCCUCCAGCCUGGCCUUUACUCCUCCCUCUCCCCAAGUCUCCUGCAACCCUGAGCCACCAGGACAAUCAUGCCCCUUCCCUUCUCCCCACCCAGCCACGCCAGUAAAGGGGUUGAGGGUGACCCAAGCAUCAGAAUCACUUAUUUAUUUCUUUCCUCACCCCAUCCCCUCACUGCAUGAAAUGUUCAAGAAGGUCAGUUGAUUCCCCCAGGCCCACUCACGGGGUAAUAGACAUACAUGGAUAUAAAUAAAAGACCCAGAAAGUU
Hipposideros armiger (great roundleaf bat) is the source of this 3602-nucleotide messenger RNA. It is a transcript of the gene GBA2, whose product is annotated as glucosylceramidase beta 2. The record is from RefSeq and is a predicted model, not a curated record. Bases 541 to 3300 code for a protein of 919 amino acids. The transcript has 17 exons. Gene Ontology annotation, biological process: glucosylceramide catabolic process; central nervous system development; carbohydrate metabolic process. Gene Ontology annotation, cellular component: membrane. Gene Ontology annotation, molecular function: glucosylceramidase activity; beta-glucosidase activity. NCBI's taxonomy places the organism in Eukaryota, Metazoa, Chordata, Mammalia, Chiroptera, Hipposideridae.